Molecule: messenger RNA, 976 nt
Organism: Lactuca saligna
Lineage: Eukaryota; Viridiplantae; Streptophyta; Magnoliopsida; Asterales; Asteraceae
Source: the annotation of a GenBank genome assembly
AUGGAAGAACUAAAUAAACUUAACAGUGAAGCAUAUGACUGGCUUAAUUCUAUUCCACCUAAGCACUGGUCCAGAUUCCACUUCUCAGGGAGGGCACAUUGUGAUGCUUUGUUGAAUAAUAUGUGUGAGAGUUUGAAUAGCAAGAUAGUGAAGGGUCGUGAUAAGCCAAUUAUCAGUUGCUUGGAGUUUAUUAGGGAGUAUAUCAUGAGGAAAAUUGUCAUGGUUCAAAAAGAAAUUGACAAAGAUAAUGGCCCAUUAACUCCUACAGCCACUAAGACUCUUGAAAAAAUUAAAGAAAGGGAAGUACAGUGUAGGGUAGUGUUUUGUGGCAAUGGGAAGUACCAGGUUACAAGUGAAGGUACUAAUCAGUAUGUGGUUAAUAUGAACCAACAAAAUUGUUCAUGUAACAGGUGGGAACCGACUGGCAUACCCUGCAAACAUAGUAUAGCAGCUAUAUGGGAUAUGAGGCUCAACAAUGAAAAUGUUGGAAUACCUGAGACAUGGGUACACCCGACUUAUUGGCUCAAGACAUGGAAAUAAAUGUAUGUCUUCAAAGUUGAACCUAUUAAUGGGAGGUUUUUGUGGGAAAAAAGCACAUGUCCUACCAAGUUGAUACCACCAAAGUAUCGUGUCCCUAUUGGCAGAACAAAAAAAAGAGAAGAAGAUUUGCAACAGAAGAUGAUGGAGUGUCCACAAAAUGGAAAUCUGUAACAUGCACAAAAUGUGGAAAUGUAGGCCAUAAUGGAAGGACCUGCAAGGGACAAUCAUAGACUGGGAAUGGAACAGGAGAAGGUGCAGUAGGGAAUACAACAGAAGAAGGUGCAACAGGUAGCAGUGGUGGUGUACAAAAUGGAGUUGGGAACAAAGGAAAAAGCCCCAUGCUUUGAGAAUUUGUAGUUUGGUAUCAUGAUUACUUUGUUGUUAUGUUUUGUAUUUUGAUACUUUGUUGCUGUCUAGGAUAACUAUUUGUAUGCCA